AAAGUACCUCAAUCUUUCCCAGCCUCCAGGGGUUUAAUUCUGAUCUGUAAUAAGUCUCUGACCCACAGCUCAGAUUUGCAGAAGGAUUUUGCAAAGCUGUGGUUAAUGAUUAGAAAUCCUUUAUCACCUCAGCCCGUGGUCCUUUGCACUUCGCUCCCCUCCCUCAGGAUCCCUUUCUCCCUCUCCAGGGGCAUCGCCCCCUCCAAGGCUCUGCAAAGAACUGCCCUGUAAGUAUCUCCAUCCUGAUAUGGUUGCUGCCUUUUAAAUUCACUAAGGUCUUCUACAUGCCUUCUUGAGCCUGCUUGUGGCCACCCACAGACACUUGUAAGGAGGAGAGAAGUCGACCUGGCAGAGAGACUCUGAAAUGAGGGAUUAGAGGCAUCCAGGAGCAAGAGCUUCAGUCUGAAGACAAGGGAGCAGUCCCUGAAGACGGUUCUACUGUGAGGUCAGCCAUGGCCUCUCUUGGCCUCCAACUUGUGGGCUACAUCCUAGGCCUUCUGGGGCUUUUGGGCACACUUGUUGCCAUGCUGCUCCCCAGCUGGAGAACAAGUUCUUAUGUCGGUGCCAGCAUUGUGACAGCAGUCGGCUUUUCCAAGGGCCUCUGGAUGGAGUGUGCCACACACAGCACAGGCAUCACCCAGUGUGACAUCUAUAGCACACUUCUGGGCUUGCCCGCCGACAUCCAGGCUGCCCAGGCCAUGAUGGUGACAUCCAGUGCAAUCUCCUCCGUGGCCUGCAUUAUCUCUGUGGUGGGCAUGAGAUGCACAGUCUUCUGCCAGGAAUCCCAAGCCAAAGACAGAGUGGCAGUAGCAGGUGGAGUCUUUUUCAUCCUUGGAGGCCUCCUGGGCUUCAUUCCUGUUGCUUGGAAUCUUCAUGGGAUCCUGCGGGACUUCUACUCACCACUGGUGCCUGACAGCAUGAAAUUUGAGAUUGGAGAGGCUCUUUACUUGGGCAUUAUUUCUUCCCUGUUCUCCCUGAUAGCUGGAGUCAUCCUCUGCUUUUCCUGCUUAUCCCAGAGAAAUCGAUCCAACUACUACGAUGCCUACCAAGCCCAACCUCUUGCCACGAGGAGUUCUCCAAGACCUGGUCAACAACCUCCCAAAGUCAAGAGUGAGUUCAAUUCCUACAGCCUGACAGGAGACUUGUCCAACUCAGCACUGUCUAGAGAAGGGGAUUCAAAGCAGCCAGUGAGAACACCCAUGGGCAGAGGCCAGCAAGUCCAAGACCUCCUGGAGUGUAAGAAGAGGAUCCUGAUGGCUGUUUGGGUAUCAGGAAAGCUGCCAAGUGAUAUCCGUGAGUGAAAAACCCAGUCAAGGGUAAAUGAAUUCCAUGUUGUUUGGAGGGAUAUUCAUUACAUAAGUGAACAAUUUCCUCAUCAUGAGGGCAGUUAAACAUUGUGUGGGAUUGUGAAACUGUCUUCCUUGGAAAUUCCUGUUAGUGUGGGCUCGCUUUAGCAUUUUCCUAUUAAAAGGAAGAAGACAAGACUAAUCAUUUUCAAGAUAGGCAGUAUGGUGUAAUAAGCAGUGAGUUUGGCCUCUGGAGUCAGACAAAUCUGGGUUUGAAUUUUGCCUCUGCACUCUAGUUGGAUGGCUUUGGGAAAUCCACUUCAAUUUUCUACAGCUCAGUUUCCUCAUUUUGUAAAAUGUGGAUGAGAGCUGCCUCUCAGAGUGGUCAUGGCACACAGUAGGUGCUAACAAAAUGGAUAAUGAAUAAGUAGAUUGGUGACCUAAAGGUAGGGUCAAAGACACACCAAAAUGUGUGUCUUUGGGGAAUGGGGGCAGACAACGAAGUGUAUUUUCUGCCAUAGAUCUGAAUCCAUGUUAUCAAGGGAAUGGUCUUUCCCAGGCCAAAACUUCUCAAGAUUCUUCACCAAAGCUGAAACACCUUGAAGACCUUGGGUGGGUUUCUACUUGUAAAAUGUGGGAAGCCAGGGGAAAGGCAGACCUGAGAAGCUGGAGAGGGAAGGGAUAAUGGUGGCUUUCAUCCAGAUCUGUGACCAUAUGGAUUGGAACAGAUCCAUGAUUAAUCAGGUCUCACUGCUAAAGAGAUCAGUCCAAGGUAACUACACACUGCAGUUAACAUCCCAAAUUUAGGGACAACUGGAGAGAUUUCAACAGCUACUUCAUCCUAAUUCAUAAAGCAGGUUUAGCAUAGGACCUCUUGGCAGCAUUUCCCAGCCCUUGGUUGAUUCUGUUCCCUAAUGGUUCACAUUGGAUAAUCCACUCUCUCCACUCUCUGGAACCCUCCUGAUAUUUCUGUAUUCACUCCCCACCCAGUCUUAUGACUUUGCUUACUCUUCCCUAUACCUGCAAAACCCUCCCCACACAUCUUCAGCUUUCCAAUCCUGCCAGGUUUCCAGGGCCAAUCUGGAAGAACAGACCUGGAACACUUUCCUGAGCCUCUGUCUAUAGUCAUCUUGCCUGCUCGAGGGCACAAUGGACAGAUAUAUGGAAGGUGCUUGGUAUGCUGAAAGCACCCAAAACAUUUGCACGAUUUUAUCUAAAAUUGGGUUGGGAAUUUCUGGUGAUUCACAUAAAAAUUUUGGGCUUAGUGAUGGGGGCAAGCAGCAAAACAAAUUUCUUCUGGAAGAUUUUAUUUUCUACUAGAAAAUGAAUGCCAUUUUUGUCUCACUUGGUAACUAAAGCUUUAAUAUACACAAGACUAAGUCAGCUUUUCUUUCAAUUAUCUAAUUUAUUAUCCAAACAUGUGCUCUAAAUUUUGAUUCAGAAAGUAUUGUUCCUGAACUCUCCCCUUUGCCUAAUAUAAGUCACGAGUUAAGAGAUGUCCUUUUCACAAAGCUAAGUCAUUCUUUGGAGGAAAUUAAACUUUACUUAGCCUGGGAUCACACCCAGCAUUCCUGAGUAGACCCCUGUGCUUCACUCCUAAUAUAGUACUAUAGAAAAGGGUUUGAAUUCAUAUAUAGAAUCUGAAAGACAUUCUAUCUGGAGACUGCCUCUGGGAAUGAAGGGCUUCCAAUUAAGCCUCUGUCUCUGAAUUGUUAGCCCAGAUAAUUCGCAAUCACUAAACCUGGGUAAGCAAAUUUUCCUAUUCCCUGGGGCCACAAGGUACCUGGUCUAAGCUUCAACCAGGUGCCCAUUAGUUCAUCCAAAAAGCACGUAACGACUUCCUUGUGCCCAGAACUUGUUCCCUAGAAAUUACUUCUGUCUGUUCUUUGCUUGUGGAUAGCUCCUUUCUUCUCUUGAUGCAAACUAUCACCACUCUUGGAAAAAGUGAACAGAUGUCUCCUCAGGAUGCUUUCUUCCUCCUUUUAGUUCUCAUUCUCAAGAUCUGGUCUCUCCAGACAUCUCCUGGUUAUGUUCUAUAGUAUUUAAAAAUUGCAUGCCAGGGACCCUCCUUUUGGUAAGACUGAGAAUGUUUGUAGUAAAGAAUACCCACAUUCCUGUUCUCCUUUGGUAGCCUUUCUAUCUAACCAUACCAAAGAUCAGCUAGAGAGAAACACUAGGCCACUUCAGCUCACACCGAUUGCCCCUUAUAACCUAUAGCACUUAUUAUCUCAGUCCUUCAUUUUCCAAGUUGAAUGUCCAGGAUUGUCAUCUACCUCACUCAUUCUGUAUUUAUCCAACCCCUUCUAUGAACAAGGCAUUGUUUUAGGCCCCUGGGGGAGAUAAAGAUAUGAACAAAACACAGUUCCCAUCAUUAACUAAUUACCUCCUAGAUCCCAGGUACCAUGAUAAGCUCUAGGAUAUAGUAGUUGGCAACAACAGGCAUAGCCCUUUCCCUCGUGGAACUUACUAGUAAGGGAUGCAGAUGGACAGCAUGUGUGUUGUGUUCACCACUGUAUAUCACAUGGCACACAGUCAGUACCCAAUAAAUAUUUGUUGAGUGAAAAUAAAUGACCAAAUAGAUCAUGAUAAAUUGUGAGAUGCUAUGAAUUCAGGAAAACACGAAACAGUGAUAGCAUAAUAGGGCAGAUAGAGACAAAAGGCUGCCAGGGAAUGCUUGUCUGAGAAAGUGACACACCAAGACCUGAAGGAUAGAGACUAGCCAGCUAUAUGCCAACACUAGAGAUGAGAACAUUCUAGCGGAGGGAGCAGUAUGGGUAAAGUAUGCUUGGGGAGAGGGAACAGCAGGGUAAAGUCUCUGAAGUAAGUAAAGCUUGACAUGUGCCCAUAGGAAGACUACAGUGAGCCAGGGGGAAAGUUGUACAUGAAGAGGGGUCGCAAGAGACGAAGUACAAGUAGGCAGGGGCCUUGCAGGAUACUGUAAUCAGUUUGGAUUUUAUUCUAAGUGCCAAUGAGAAGUCAUUUAAAAGUUUCAAGCGGGGGAAUCACAUGAUCUAUUACUUAUUUUUAAAAAAUCAUUCGGUCUAUAGACAAUUGUAGGAACAAGAGUAGAAGCAAGGACUCCAGCUAGGAGUUAUAAUAUCCCAUGGGAGAUCAUGGCAGUUUGGACUAAGGUAGUUGUAGUAAAAUUGAGGAGAGUCAAGACAUACUUUGGAGGUGGAACUGAUAGACUUGUUGACGGGCUGGAUGAAGGGAGUGAGAGAAGAGGAAACUUAAGGAUGACUUCCAGGUUUUUAGCUUAUGCAACUGGAUGAGUAGAGGUGCCAUUUUCUAAGAUGAGGAAAACCUGGAGAAGGCGAACAGCCCCAGGGUGCAUCACUGUUUAUUUUUAAUGAGGCAUGUAAGUGUAAAUGUCAAGUAGGCACAGGACAAGGAUGUUUGUGAUAAAAGCCUUAUAAAUAAUACAAAACUUAAAUGUUUACAGAGAAAUUUUGUGUCUAGCUGGGUUAAUCAGAGAAGUUUGCAGAAAAAAAGUUGGCAUUGGAGCCAAAGGAAAGAUGAUGAGGGAAAACAUUCCAGGCAAAGGGAAUAAAAUCGCACAGGUGGAGAUGCAAAGACGUGUUCAGAAACUGGAAAAUCAUUCCGUUUAGAUGGAAUGUGGCUAGUAUCUGGAAUGUUACAAGAUGACCAUAGAAAGGGUGAUUGAAGCCAGAUCACAAAGGGCUUUGAGCACCAUCAUAGGGAAUUUGUAUUGUACUUGGUGAGCAAUUGGGAACACUAGCAAGUCUUUGAGCAGAGGUCUGACCUGAUGAAGUUGUUAAAAAACAAAAUUU
This is a messenger RNA of Sapajus apella (tufted capuchin), 5077 nucleotides long. It is a transcript of the gene CLDN2, whose product is annotated as claudin 2. The transcript is spliced from 3 exons. Gene Ontology annotation, cellular component: bicellular tight junction; plasma membrane. Gene Ontology annotation, molecular function: structural molecule activity. Gene Ontology annotation, biological process: bicellular tight junction assembly; calcium-independent cell-cell adhesion. The record is from RefSeq and is a predicted model, not a curated record. Lineage: Eukaryota; Metazoa; Chordata; Mammalia; Primates; Cebidae. The coding region runs from base 453 to 1301 and encodes 282 amino acids.